AAAUCCGCAUUAGCGACAGUACACCAUGCGUUCCGGAUUCAGAAACGGAUUAGUAAUAGUUGUGUGCCUGUUUAUGCUGUUAGUUUAUCUAUUCAUCAACGAGCUCUUUAACGGCGGCCGAGGACGUGUCGUACUAUUGAGACCGGCACCAAUACUUGACGUUACAUCGGCUGUACCAACCGAUGAGGAUAAGCCUAUCACCACAACCCCGGACGGGACAACGUUAUUCAAAUUCGUCUACACCACGAAAGGGCUCGAUGCGCGUUAUCCGAUUCCUCCGGGUGAUAUGGGUGCUCCGGUGGAGAACGAUCUAAAUGAUACCGAGGUUGACACACUGAUGCAAGACGGGAUAGUUAAGCAGGGUUUCAAUGAGUAUUUCUCGAACUUAAUGUCAGUCCACCGAAGACUGCCGGAGGUUCGUGAUCCUUGGUGUCGGGAACCGGGACGGUAUCCCGCGAACCUACCGCCGACCUCGAUCGUGAUCGUGUUCUACAACGAGGCAUGGUCGGUGCUGGUACGUACCGUGCACUCCAUACUGGAUCGAUCACCAGCCAAUCUCAUUCACGAAAUUGUACUUGUGGAUGACUAUAGCUAUCUACCUCAUCUUAAGACGCAACUGCAGGAAUACUUUGCCCGCUACGAGAAGGUUCGCAUUCUGCGUGCUCCGAAACGAUUAGGAUUGAUACGGGCACGGAUGUUUGGGGCACAAAACACAACCACCGAUCUUAUCACCUUCCUCGACGCGCAUGUAGAAGUCACAGUAGGCUGGCUGGAGGCGCUGCUCGAUGUGGUAGCACACAAUUGGACCACUAUUGCGAUACCAACAAUCGAUUGGGUCGACGAGUAUAAUAUGAAGUACAAGGAUGAUAAGGCGCCGAUCUUUAUCGGAGCAUACGAUUGGGAUCUCAACUUCGGUUGGUGGGGUCGUUGGUCGAUGAAGAAAAAGUACGACAACAAGAUGGUUCCCUUCGAUACCCCCGCGAUGGCCGGUGGUCUGUUCACGAUCAAUCGGACGUUCUUCGAGCGGCUCGGUUGGUACGACGAGGGUUUCGACAUUUACGGUAUCGAGAACAUUGAGCUGUCGAUGAAGAGCUGGAUGUGCGGAGGCAAGAUGGUGACGGUACCGUGUUCCCGUGUAGGGCACAUUCAAAAGGCUGGCCAUCCUUAUCUGACGCGUGAAACCAAGGACGUGGUGCGUGCGAACUCGAUCCGACUGGCGGAAGUGUGGAUGGAUGAGUACAAGGGUAUCAUCUACGAUAUCUACGGCAUACCGCACUACUCGGAGGAAGAGUUCGGUUCCGUCGAACAUCGCAAAGCCAUACGUCAGAAGGCCGGUUGUCAACCGUUUCGGUAUUACCUUGAGAACGCGUUCCCGGAGAUGCAUAAUCCGAUGGUACCGGGUGCGUUCCGUGGCGAGGUUCAUAAUGGUGCGCUGGGUAACGGGACCUGCUUAACGUAUCGAGGCACGGACAACUUCUUAGGUAUGGCACCGUGCGAUCAUCUCGAGAAGAGUCAAUUCUGGACGCACAACUACUACCAGGAGCUGAACAGCUAUCAAAAUUGUAUCGAUGGGCCCAACUUGGCCGUCUACCGGUGUCACAAAAGCCGUGGCAAUCAGGCCUGGAAGUACAUGGUAGAUAGCAAGCAAAUACAGUUGGCUGCAAAGGCAGAUAAGUGUCUUUCGCUGAAUACAGCGACAAACGUCACGCUGCUGAUGGAGCAGUGCGAUGUGACCAAAGCGCAGCAAAAGUGGAUAGUUUCCUUCGUACAGCUGGAUGUGUCUAUGCUGCUGGAGAGCCAGACAAAGGCUUAGAAAUAAAUUCGAAAUGGCAGCACAGCCUACUUUGAUGACACGUGUCUUUACCAAGUUGUGACAGAACACUCUGCACACUCAGUAGGCUAUUAACGCAUUUUGUAACGGAUCAAUCGACAACAUUGACAUUUUUGCUUCUUA
Anopheles darlingi is the source of this 1954-nucleotide messenger RNA. RefSeq names its product putative polypeptide N-acetylgalactosaminyltransferase 9. The record is from RefSeq and is a predicted model, not a curated record. Gene Ontology annotation, cellular component: Golgi apparatus. The coding region runs from base 26 to 1813 and encodes 595 amino acids. NCBI's taxonomy places the organism in Eukaryota, Metazoa, Arthropoda, Insecta, Diptera, Culicidae. The transcript is spliced from 3 exons.